Messenger RNA from Marmota flaviventris (yellow-bellied marmot), 1668 nucleotides. NCBI's taxonomy places the organism in Eukaryota, Metazoa, Chordata, Mammalia, Rodentia, Sciuridae. The record is from RefSeq and is a predicted model, not a curated record.
AGCCUUCUACGUGGACGCAUCGGCGCGCAGGCCCCCUCAACGCUCUCCGCCCUUGAAUAGGGCCGCGAGACCGGAAGUGGAGACCCCGACCUGCGCCGGAACCGGAAGUGAUCGCGGCGCGCUGCUUCCGGCGGGCGGGGCGCUCUCCGGCCCGGGUCUCCGGAGGGCAGAUUGGCCGCCGGGUUCGGGGCCGAGGCGCGGCUGGUGCACCCAUGGCGGAGGGCGGCGGCCCCGACGGGCGGGCAGGGCCGGGGCCCGCAGGUCCUAAUCUGAAGGAGUGGCUGAGGGAGCAGUUUUGUGACCAUCCGCUGGAGCACUGUGAGGACACGAGGCUCCAUGAUGCAGCCUACGUGGGGGACCUCCAGACCCUCAGGAACCUGUUGCAAGAGGAGAACUAUCGGAGAAUGGGAUCUCAGUGCCUGCCCUGCCCUUCCCUGCCCAGCUCUGCCCAUUGCAGCCCAGCCCAGCCCUCACAGGGUCAAGACUCACAGAAGACAAGUGGAGGCAUUGUUAAACCUGAGGGAUUUAACAGUCACGGGAACUGUGUGGACUUCCUUAUCCGAAAGGGAGCCGAGGUGGACCUGGUAGAUGUAAAGGGGCAGACCGCCCUAUAUGUGGCUGUGGUGAAUGGGCACCUGGAGAGUGCCCAGAUCCUUCUCGAAGCUGGUGCUGACCCCAACGGAAGCCGGCACCACCGCAGCACCCCUGUCUACCAUGCCUCUCGAGUGGGCAGAGCUGACAUACUGAAGGCCCUCAUCAGGUAUGGGGCUGACGUCGAUGUCAACCAUCACCUGACUCCUGACACCCAACCCCCCUUCUCCAGGCGGCUCACCUCCCUGGUGGUCUGCCCCCUGUACAUCAGUGCGGCCUACCACAACUUGCAGUGCUUCAGGCUGCUUCUGCAGGCCGGGGCCAACCCCGACUUCAAUUGCAAUGGUCCUGUCAACACCCAGGAGUUCUACAGGGGCUCCCCUGGGUGUGUCAUGGAUGCCGUCCUGCGUCAUGGCUGUGAGGCAGCCUUCGUGAGCCUGCUGGUGGAAUUUGGAGCCGACCUGAACCUGGUGAAGUGGGACUCAUUGGGCCCAGAGUCGAGGGGCAGAAGGAAGGUGGACCCCGAGGCCUUGCAGAUCUUUAAGGAGGCCAGAAGCAUUCCAAGGACCUUGCUGAGUUUGUGCCGGGUGGCCGUGAGAAGAGCUCUUGGCAAACACCGACUUCAUCUGAUUCCCUCGCUGCCCCUGCCAGACCCCAUUAAAAAGUUUCUACUUUAUGAGUAGAAGAUGCAGGUGAUCUGAGGGAGAGCCACCGCUGAUGCCUGCAUCUUGUGAACCAUCCUGUGCUGCCGAUCGCUGGUGAAGAGACGGCCUGUUCUCAUGGACUGUAAUUCCAUCUCAGGUGCUGGGGCCACGGAACAAACAGUCCUUGGGUCAUUGUCAGCAGAGAGGCUCAUACAAAACUUAAUUUUGUUCUUCCUAAAUACUUCUGUUUUGGAUUUUUGCAGUUGUAUGUUAAUGAAAUGGGCCAUGAAGUUGUGUGCAGGUGUGGGUGAGACUGGAGGCCUGCUGAUAGCCCCAGUAGGGAAGACUCCUAGCACUUUCCAGAACUGUGCUUUUAUUUAUUUUUCUACUUUGCAAUUUAAUUAUUCUAUUAAAACCUUAUAUCUAAAUGAAA